Messenger RNA from Adineta ricciae, 1989 nucleotides. NCBI's taxonomy places the organism in Eukaryota, Metazoa, Rotifera, Eurotatoria, Adinetida, Adinetidae. The record is from the annotation of a GenBank genome assembly.
AUGAACUUAUCGCUUGAUACCAUUUUAAUAAAUGCCCGUGAACUCGUUUCGCGAUUACGUCGUGACGAUGCGACUGCCGAUACAGCCGUAAGUCAAGCUCAAUACGUUCAAGAGAAGAUUCUAAGCAUGAAGCAGUACGGUGAUGAUCUUGCUGAAUUGAAUGACAUAAGUACACAUCGUCCGAAACAAGCUAUACUUUACAAUAUUCAAAAAGAAAAUCGUCUGAUAAAACAAUUACAAAAGGAGAAUGAAGAAUUAAAGCAAUUAGUCACCGAACAUCGAAGUGUGCUAGAAAAAAUCAUGUUUAAAUACCGACAACAUGUUCAACAACUACAAUUAAUGGAAGAGAAAGAAAAAAUGGCGGUGCAAUUAUUCAAUACUGGUCUGUCGCAGGAGAUUCAAGAGAAAGCAUCAAAAAUUCAAGAAAUGGCAUCAAUUAUGCAACGUGCAAUUACUAUUGAUGAUACGAACAGUGCCACACAAGAAAAACGUAUCAAUGCUUUAUUAUUAGAAAAUCGUGGGCUGAAAGAAAUACUUGCUGUACAUGAAAAUAUGCAUUCGCACAAACAAUUACCUCCUGUUCCAGCGCAGUCUCAAGCAAAUGAAUUGACGACACAAUCUAACACGAAUGCAUUGACAACGAAUAUCAUUUAUCGUUUUGCGUUCUUGAUCGAUGAAAAUAAGACAAAAACGAUUAUCUUCUGGACUGAGCAUAUUCUCGUCUUAUCCAUCGGUACAAGUAUCAUCUUUGCAAUGAUAACCGUUCUUGGAGUGAUCUACUGGUGUUCGAGAUAUCAACGAUUGUCGAAGAAAAACCAUUAUGAACCAUCGGAACUGACUCCUUUCUCAUCGGUUCACCAUGCUCAAACGAAAUCAAAGGAAACGAUUACAUAUCCAAGUUCACCAAAAAUUCCAACGAGUAUUAUGGAACAAUCGUAUUCGUCAUCUGAUCGUGAAACAGUGAAACCUGUUCGAAAGAAAAAUUUGUUGCAAAGAACGACCGAACGGUUGAGUGAUCAGUUAGAAAUAUAUAUGAAUUCGCGAGGAUCGAACAAUUCGUUGACGAUAUCAGUCACGCCAAUACAAUUGCGCUUGAACAGUCCGCCAACAGAUUCUCCAUCUGAUGAAUACCUGCAAACAGCAACACGUCAACUGACGAUCGAUGAACUGCAUCAACACGCGCAAGAUACUCGAGCACUCUAUCAAGAGUUUUGGUCCAUACCAACGAAUCAUUUGGAAAAACUCCGUAUUUACGGUGCUGGUAUCAAAAAUCGUUAUGGCACAAUCAUUGCAAAUGAACAUUCUCGAGUGAAACUCUCUGAGUUAUCCGGUGAUUCAAUUUCAUCGUAUAUUAACGCCAAUUAUAUACAUGAUUGGCCUAACGGUGAACGCGCUUUCAUAGCUACACAAGGUCCACUUUCAAAUACAAUCAUUGAUUUUUAUCGAAUGAUUUGGCAAGAACAUGUCCCGGUUAUUGUUAUGAUUACUCGCUUAAUCGAAAAAAAUAAAUCAAAAUGUGAACGAUACGUUCCCGAUGCUCAAUCUGAACAGUAUGGUCCAUUUCAUGUCGAAGUGAAAUCGACUCUUUAUCAAACUGAUUAUGAAAUACGAAGACUAACAAUCAAAUACGAAAACGAACAACGUGAUAUUGAUCAUUUCUGGUACACAGCAUGGCCUGAUCAAUCAUGUCCAGACGUGACUAAACCGUUGAUCGAACUUGUACAAAAUGUAGAAAAUAGUCGAAAAGAACUAUCCAGGAUUAAUCAAAAUCCUGGUUCUGUUGUCGUUCAUUGCAGUGCCGGUAUUGGUCGUACAGGUUGUUUUAUUGCGUUGAGCAAUGGCAUUAAACAACUAAAUAUUGAACAUGUUGUUGAUGUUGUACGAAUACUUUGUAAUUUACGACGCGAUCGUGGUGGAAUGAUCCAAACGCAUGAUCAAUAUCAAUUUUUGUAUCAAGCUUUAAGUGAUUACGCACGAACAUUGAAAUAA